GGAGAACGAGAAGAAGAAGACGGUUUGCGCAUGGUUACGUCCUUCCAUUUUUCUUUGUUAUUGUUCUGAUAUAUGUUUUGCAUUGCAUUUCUACCUGAGGAUUUUGGAGCUAGAUUUUGUAUAGUGGUAUUGGAGCAAUGUCGAGUGUGCCUGCUCCCAAUCGCUCAUCCGCCGGCUGGCCGCGCGGGGUCAGUCAGUUCGGCGGGAACAAAUACAUGAGCGCGCCUGCAAAGCCGCUCAGCCUGGAGAGAACAAUCAAUUUGUGAGUAACAGAAUGAAUAGGGGGGGGGGGGAGAGACUACGUGGUUUUGCAAAGACUACUAAAAUACCCGUCUUUCAUUCAAUUGUAUGGAAAAGUUCCUGCCCUGCAAGCUUCGCAGUAGCCAGAAUCCGACUUUCAUUACAUUAGUCGGAACGCUGCAAUGACACGAUCAGGACAGCGCAGAGUAGGCGAUAACUAUGGCUCGGAAAAUGUACCUCAAUCCCAUUAUUCCAACUGACAAAUCGAGAAGAUUGAAAUACUGCUAGUUUUUAAUGACUACUAGUUUUUUCGUCAGCAUGCUAGGCUAAUGCUAUAGUAGCCCGGUGGAUAAAUAAGAUCGUUUACUCAGGCCGUUUACCAUUGAAAAUGGUUACGGUUCCUGUCUGUGUAAAUGGGCGUUUCAUCUCUCGCGUGAGCAUACUUUCCCCGCGUGAACUCAUGGUUCCUCCAUAAUAUAUAUAUUUUUACCUUUAUGUAACUAGGCAAGUCAGUUAAGAACAAAUUCUUAUUUACAAUAACGGCCAAACCCGGACGACGCUUGGCCAAUUGUGCGCCGCCCUACGGGCCUCCCAAUCACGGUCGGUUGUGAUACAGCCUGGAAUCAAACCAGGGGGUCUGUAGUGACGCCUCAAGCACUGAGAUGCUGCGCCACUAUAUUUAUAACUAACCAUGAUAGUUAAUCUGUGUCGUUUACAGUGGGAGCUAAUUAAGCAUAGUGGGCAGAAAAAACAAGGAGGUGGGAUUUUAGUUCUAGUUUUUAACAAAUCAAAACGGAAUUAAAAAGAAGAAAGCUGGACUCCAAAAAACAAGUUGACCUACAAAAACUUCCAUUGACACUAUUACAUAUGUAAAUUAUGUUAAGUAGCCUCAUAAUAAACCCAUGCAUUAAUGUGAAAACAGAUUUGUAUUUAUAUAAAUUAAUCUAUUGUGUUUGUAAAAUGUGAAGGGAAAAAAAAGAUUAUUUUAAACAAAAAAAGCACAAGAAUGAGCUAGAGAGAUCUUUCUUCUUCUUUAGGAUUUGGGUUGUCAGAUCGCAUCCAACUUUUAGGUGCAUACCCCCGCCACCUACUGCACUGGUGUGAGACCAUUCACGGCCUACCUACAUUAAAUUCUUAAUACGGUAGUACAAAAUUGGGGAAAAGGAAAAUUGCCCCUCCAACUAUUAGCCCUCUCAACAACAAAAACACCACCCCAUUCCACUAUUUAACCCUAUCUAAUCCUACUCCAGACCACCGGUCUGAGAGGACAGAACACUACCACUCAACACCCCCUAGUGAGAUCCUAUUGGCGCGUUGUAGCAUGUAUUUGCAUAUUUCCGUUAAGGAACGCCUACUCUGAAGUGUGCGUGUGCAAUAACUCAAUUCGCCCUUGCACUCCUAAACAAUAGCAUUUUUUGAAACUUUGGUAAAGGCUAAAGUCUACAAAACGCAGUCCACUCUGUUACAGAUUAUAGUUUUGGAAACAGAAAACUGUAUGGUGAUCAAAUCUUUAAUCGAUGAGAAAAUUAGCAGAAUGUCUGCCAAAAUCCAUUUCGCUCCAUCUUCUCCCACUGCCAGACACUGGGCUUCCUCUCAUCACCAUAUUUGGUAGUGAGUGGAAACGCCAACUGGAUGCUUCACAUUUAUACAUCAGGUGAAAUAUCUGGCUCAUUCUUCUGGCACAUUCUUCUAUCUUUGAGCUGGCUCUGGUCUACUUAUUGUCUCCUCCCUUUUGCCCCACCCAUCCCGCCCAUAAAACAUUUGCCAGUGAGAUGUCUCACCCUGGGGCACCCUUGGGGCGGGGGCAAUAAGUAGACCAGAGUGGCCCCGCCCAAUCAGAAACAAUUAGGGAGUGGGGUGUCUUGCUUUCUCUACUGUCUCUGCCUUAGCGUUGGGGUGAGUAGCUACCGGAAGUGUUGUCGAAUCUAAUGGGCUGCUAUAGCAUUAGCUAGCCUAGCAUGCUAACAAAAAACAAGCAGUCAUUAAAGACUAGCAGUAUUUCAAUCUUCUUGAUUUGUCAUUUGGGAUGAUGAGAUCAUUAGUAGUACAUUGCCAUCUCCCAUCCCUGGAUUGAGGUACGUUUUCCAAGCAAUAUCUCGAGCCAGCUCCGCGCUUUCCUGAUCGCUGCAUAGCCACGUUCCGACUAGAGAGAGAACGAUGUCUAUUCGGAUUCUGGCUAGCUUUGCAGCUGGCUCUAUGUCCAAUUUGACAGCCCAGUUUGUGACAAAAAAUGUCCUGUAGAUGCAUCCUCAUUCAAAAGCUAUACAGUGUGUGUGUUUGUGGGUGGGUGACUGGGUAGCAGUGGAGGCUGCUGAGGGGAGGACGGCUCAUAAUAAUGGCUGGAACAGAGCGAUUGGUAUGGCAUUGAACAUUUUCAUGGAAACAAUGUGUUUUGAUGUAUUUGAUACCAUUCCGCUCCAGCCAUUACCACGAGACCUUCCUCCCCAAUUAAGGAGCCACCAACCGCCUGUGCUGGGUAGUGUGUGCAUGUUAGUAGAGGCAUGCUAUGGGAUGUGCACAUUUAAAAAAUGGUAUUCAUGACAUUGUGUUUCAGAUACCCUCUCACCAACUACACAUUCGGGACCAAGGAGCCUCUGUAUGAGAAGGACAGUUCAGUGGCAGCGCGGUUCCAGAGGAUGCGGGAGGAGUUUGACAAGCUGGGCAUGCGGAGGGCGGUGGAGGGAGUGCUUAUUGUCCAUGAGCACAGGUUGCCCCAUGUACUGCUGUUGCAGCUGGGAACCACCUUCUUCAAACUGUAAGCACUACCACCAGCCAAGCACAGCCUGCAGGAGUUACACCAACAGUCUGUUUGUUUUUAAUGUAUGUGCAUGCGUGUUUGUAUGGUUCUCUUAUAGGGUUGUCUAUUUCUCUCUUGCAGGCCAGGUGGAGAGCUGAGCCCGGGGGAGGAUGAGGUGGAUGGGCUGAAACGCCUGAUGACAGAGGUACGAUACACAUGCACUCACAUCACACACACAGUCAAAGGAGGCCGGCCAAACAGAGUUGGAAUCAUAACUUGAGAUUACAUCCAUCCUAGCAUUCUCUUAGCUCUCGAAAACCCUUCUUCUCCGUAUGUAGUGUUUUCAGCCAUUACAUUUGCCUACAUUUGGCUCUGUGUAAACUACAAUUUGGAUGCUGUGUUUUAACGUUUAGAAAUGUCAAUCAUCGCUUUCGAGAAAGAAUCUUUCAAAAAAAAAAAACGUACUGGAACAGUUUUGCACAGAUCCAUACACUGUGUGCCUCCAGUUGAUGAACUACACUUCCUCCCCAGUUAGCUUACACAGAGGUGUUCGGAGCACGCUAGAUAGCUAAUUAGCACAGGUGGCGGCCUAUGUCUUCCGUCUGUCUUCAGUAAACAAGCGCUGUAACAUGGAGAUAUGGCCGCGUGGGAACACAAACCUAACCCUAUAAUGGUGUGUAGUAAUUUACCUUUUUUUAUAUAUGGUAUAUGAAAGAUCCAUUCCUUAUGUUUCCAAAACAGUACCGCAAGCGAUGCGUAUUAAUGUUUAGAGCAAGCGUCAGGGGCUCUUAACAAAACUCCCCCGAUCAAAAGAUACUAUCGUCAAUAGGCGCUAAAGUAGUUAAUGUCUAUGAAUGGGGUAGCAUUCUCUAAGAUCUUGCAGGAUGCGGUGAUGCCAUAGUGAUUGUCUUUACUGUGUCUUUGUCAGAUCCUGGGCCGGCAGGACGGGGUGAAGCAGGAUUGGGUGAUCGAUGACUCCAUCGGAAACUGGUGGCGCCCCAACUUUGAACCCCCACAGGUGAGCACAAACCAACACACAGCACACCUUACACUGACAUUUAUCAAGGAGGAGAUAUUGAGCCUGCAGUAAAAACGUGUGUUAGAUAUGUGUUUGUGUCUGUUCUGCUGCAGUAUCCCUACAUUCCAGCCCACAUCACUAAACCCAAGGAGCAUAAAAAGCUCUUCCUGGUUCAACUGCAGGAAAAAGGUAAGUGCCCCUUAGCUAGUCAAAAUCUUCUCUACAUACUCUACACACAAAUAUAUUGUGUGAUAUUUGCUUCUGUGUCUCUCAGCUCUGUUUGCAGUCCCAAAGAACUACAAACUGGUGGCAGCCCCUCUGUUUGAGCUUUAUGACAACGCCCCUGGCUAUGGGCCAAUUAUAUCCAGCCUACCGCAGCUACUAAGCAGGUAGUGUGUGUGUUUUAUAUUGUGUCUAAAGCAUGUUUGUGUUAGAAUGAGUAUGUGAGUGUAUAAAGGGUGUGUGUGCGUGUGUGAGAGCUCAGGUAUGCUGUAUAUUCAUACAGUGCUGAAAAAUAUUUAUUUCCUGUAGGUUCAACUUUAUCUACAACUAAAUGGUGUGAGAAUGGGCACAGUGGCUGGCUGUCUCUGUGAGUGCAGCCAUAUAUGGGUGAAAUGAAGACAUGGAGGGGAAGUAAAACAAUGGGGCAAUCAAAAUAAAGCGACACAAAGCUACUCACCUCUGGCUUCCCGGUAAGGCUGAACAAAAAACCCACCACCUCAGGAGAAGGGACUGUAAAUGUGCUGUUUACAAUGAUGGAAGAAAAAAAUACUGUCUGACUUUUUGUUUGGAUCUGGAAAAUGUGAGUCGUUUAGUACAUGAUUAAACUGCAACCCAGUGUCUCAAGAAUCAGAUUGUAUGCUCUUGCAGCCGAAUACAUUUGUUUUGAUUAAAGAAACAACAGCAUUGCGUUUCCUGUUGUGUUUUAACCUGUAUUACGUCAUGAUUUAUUUAUUUUUUUCAAAAAUAAAUUAGGCUUUUCAUGAAGACUGUCUUUUAUAACAAGUGUGUUGAUGACAUCUUGGUUUUGGUGUAUUGUUUUCACUAUAUAUACUACCUGUUGGUGAUGUCAUUCAGAAACACAAUGUCAACUUUCAUUGCUAUGCAGACGACACACAGCUGUACAUUUC
Coregonus sp. 'balchen' is the source of this 5125-nucleotide messenger RNA. NCBI's taxonomy places the organism in Eukaryota, Metazoa, Chordata, Actinopteri, Salmoniformes, Salmonidae. The record is from the annotation of a GenBank genome assembly.